Messenger RNA from Rhodotorula toruloides NP11, 1800 nucleotides. RefSeq lists its product as uncharacterized. Bases 1 to 1800 code for a protein of 599 amino acids. The record is from RefSeq and is a predicted model, not a curated record. Lineage: Eukaryota; Fungi; Basidiomycota; Microbotryomycetes; Sporidiobolales; Sporidiobolaceae. The transcript has 2 exons.
AUGAAGGAGAGCAGGAGGAGGGCGCCGGGCGAUGGUAGGGGUCUGGCGAAGCCGGAUGUGCUUGUAGAAGGAGUGUCGAGCCUUCUCGUACAGCGGGCAGAGAAUCAGGAAGUGUUCCCGACUCUCCACCUCGCCACACUCGCAGAGGUAAUCAUGCCGCUUGCUGGCACGACUCAAGCCGCUCUCAGGCGGGUUAGAGUUCAAAUCCAAGCCCUCCAAGCCGCUUUGAGCGAGCUUGAGGGCAAAGGAUUUGGCUGCCCCACCUUGCUGAAGGCGGCGAAGGUCCUGCGCGACGAAUACGAGUCGUUAGCGUCCGCCGCUCCUACCACUCCUCGACCCGCAGCUACUACGCGUCCUGUCGCACCCACACCCGCCAAAACCGCCUCAAUCUCCAGCACGACCACCUCGAAACCGACGCGUGACGACGCGACCACCCCGGCCCUCGAGCCCGUCUUGACCCUCAAGCAGGUCGAUGAGCGCAUCCAGAGCGCCAUUCGACCCCUCCAAACCGACAUCGACACCCUCAAAACAUCGCUGGCCGCCGCCGCCGCGACGCCGCCGACUCCGCCCACCACUCCUCCUCUGCCGCUCGUGGACGGCGACGACGCCGGCGACCGCUCGUUCGCGGAAGUCGCGGCAGCCCCAGCCCCUCACGUGCACUGGCCGCGCCCCUCACCCGUCCCAGCCGCACCCAAGACCCCCGCCGCCGAGACGACGAAACCCGCCAGCUACCUCGUACACCUCUACGCCCAGCCCGACCUCACCGCCACGCGCGUCCGUCAGACGCUUGGGGUGCCCAUCUCGAUCCCAACUCGCCAAACGAGAAAGGGAGACGUACUCUUACAUCUCCCAACAGCCGCCGCCGCCUCCUUCCUUCGCUCAACGGCCGCUGCCGCCGGCCUCUCCCCUGCAACGCCGCUCGCCCUUUUCAGCUUGGUCGUGCACGGAGUACCGAGAGGGGUUGAGUCGGAGGAGGAGGUGAUUGAGGCGGUGGAGAAGAGGAUUGGCGAAGUUGGAGCGGUGAGGAGCGUCCGAGCGUUGCCGCCAAGGAAGACGGGCGCGUUGUUCGGGUCGUGGGUUGUCGUCCUGUGGAACAACAAGCACGUCAGCAACUUCAUGGUCGACGAGGGACGUCUCUGGCUCGCCCCCACGGUCUGCGCGGGGUGCGAGAGGGCGAGGGGAAAGAAAGAGAUGACGCACGGGGAGGAGGCGGGCAAGCCGGCGGACGGGGUCGCGGGAGGCGCCAGGGCGGCGCUGGCGGGUGUGAAGAGCAUGGAGAAGGGUCCAGCAGGUGGACUCGACCCGAGGAAGCGGGAGAAGCGCGAUGGGAAGGAGGAGAAGGACGAGCCGGGUCGCACGAAUCUCGCUACGUCGGGCGGCAGCUCGCUCACAACUUCGCCCUCACUCGUCGGGAACAGAUGCAACACGCCUAUUACGAUCACUACAACGUCCUCUACGCCCUCAAACCCGUUUGAGCCCGUUCUCCCGCCCGAACUCGCCAACUUCUCCAUCGAGCGAUCCGUCGACGACGACUUUGGCGCCCAAGUCGACGAGAUUGCGGAUCCUGCGGGGGCAAAGGGUCAGCAACCCCGGCGCUACACGCACCUGCGAAGUCAUACGGAGUUGAAACCUGCGUUAGCGAGGAAUCCUCUACUUCCGCUCGAGGGCGACCCUGACUACCGCCUCCCCCUCCUCGACUUCAUCACCUCCACUGGUCGAUUCGCCCAUCUGACGGAGCCAGCGAAGGACGAGGAGCGGGAAAAGGACACGAGGGAGGGAUCCGGUGACAGCGGGGCGUAG